CUCCCUCUCUGGCCUUUUCCGCCCGGAAGUUCCGGUCCUUGCGGCUCUUCAAGGCUCCUCCGAGGCGUUUGGGGUUCCUUUCUUGGAGAGCAGAGGCAGAAGAGACUGGGGAAGGAGAAGUCCUAGCUUUGCAUGGCCCAAGCAGUUAUUGGUCCUGCUGCCCAGAGAGCACAAGAUUUGGGUGGCAAUACUUCAUCUGAAGCUGUCAGCCACUAAGUGCUGUUGGAAGGUUUGAACCAACUAUCAGGAGGGAGAGCUCACAUGUAGUGUUUUGAGCUGGAGAAUUGAGGACACAGCCACAUGCGUUCAUUUACGACUCCACUCUGUUCACCUCUAGUCACAGCUAUGCUUCCAGAGACUUCUGUACAUUUCCAAGAGCAACAAAAAUGGAGUAAGUCUCUGGAGUUAGUAUCAUUUGAGGACGUGGCUGUGGACUUCAGCUGGGAGGAAUGGCAAGACCUGGACGAUGCUCAGAGGACCCUAUACAGGGAUGUGAUGCUGGAGACCUACAGCAGCCUGGUGUCCUUGGGGCACUGCAAUCCCAAACCUGAGGUGAUCACCAAACUGGAGCAAGGAGUACAGCCAUGGAUGGGAGAAGAAUACCUAAGUCAGACCUUUACAGGGCGCUGCACCCCCAGCCCAGAGGAGACCAGAAAACUGGAGCAGGGAACACAGCCAUGGAUGGGAGAACACUCAAGCCAGACCCUUACAGAUGGCCUGAAAGUGGAAGACCUGGGUGAGACCAGCCAGGACAGUCCAGACAGACAUCUGUGGCAAGUUGUGAUCACCAACAGCAGUACAGCAGAGGAGAGAGUUGGAUUAGAAAGUGAAUUCAAUUUGAGCUCAAACCGUAUUUCAAAGCUGGUUAUAAAUAAUGAGAACUACUUAGGAAUGAGGACUGAAGAGUUUAUUGUAUAUCAAAAUAUGCUCUUUCCUAGUGUACUUGAUGAGAUGCCUGCUGGAACAAGACCUGAUACCCAUGGUACAGUUAGGAAUGGGUGGCAGGAUUUUCAAUAUAGUGGAGAAAUGAAGGCUGUCAAUACAGAGGCAAUAUUCUUCAUACAUCAGCGGUUGUGUGUGGGAGAGUCCUCCUGUGAAUAUAGUGAACAUAGGCAAGCCUGUGAUAAAUCAGCUGUCAUUGUCCGAAAGAUAACUCAAGGAGGGAGGAAAAUGCUUGAUUGUAGUAUAUGCGGGAAGAUAUUCUAUUCAAAUCCUUUACUCACUAAAUAUCAGAGAAUGAACACAGGAGAGAAACCCCACAUAUGUAUUAACUGUGAGAAAUUUUUCAUUAAGGAAGCAUACCUUACAACUAACCAGAAGAAAAUCGCAGAAGAGAAGCCCUACAACACAUGUAUGGAUUCUUUCUACCAGAAGUCAGACCUCAUUUCACAACCUCGAACUCACACAGGAGAGAAACCCUAUGUGUGUAGUGAAUGCAGAAAAUCUUUCUACCGCAAGUCAGACCUCACUGUACAUCAGAGAACUCACACAGGAGAGAAGCCCUAUGAAUGUAAUGAGUGUAGGAAAUCUUUCAACCAGAAGUCAAACCUCAGCAGGCAUCAGAGGACUCACACAGGAGAGAAACCUUAUGAGUGUAAUAAAUGUGGGAAAUCUUUCAACCAGAAGUCAGACCUCAUUUUACACCUGAGAAUUCACACAGGAGAGAAACCCUAUGAAUGUAAUGAGUGUAGGAAAUCUUUCUACAAGAAGUCAGACCUCACUGUACAUCAGAGAAUGCACACAGGAGAGAAACCCUAUGAAUGUAAAGAAUGUAGGAAAACUUUCUAUCAGAAAUCAAAACUUACUGUGCAUCAGAGAACACACACGGGAGACAAACCCUAUGAAUGUAAUGAAUGUGGGAAAUCUUUUUAUCAGAAGUCAGACCUCACUGUACAUCAGCGAACACACACAGGAGAGAAACCCUAUGAGUGUAAUAAAUGUAGAAAAUCUUUCUAUCAGAAAUCAGUGCUUACUGUGCACCAGAGAACUCACACAGGAGAGAAACCUUACGAAUGUCAUGAAUGUAGGAAAACUUUUUGCCAGAAAUCACAUCUCAGCAGGCAUCAGAGAACUCACACAAGGUAGAUACCUUGUGAGCAAUGAAAAGAGGAAAUUGUUUAACUAGAAGCCAUCCAUUCAUCAAAAAAACCUAGGCAGGAGAAAGACCGUAUGUGUGUAAGAAAACGUUUUAUUAGCCAUGACCUCUCAGUAAACCUGAGAAAUUACAUAAAGGUAGCUGUAUUCCCAAAUUCUCUCUUUUUUAUUUUUUCCCUUGGUUAGACUGGUCCACAUUACUUGGUUUCCCAUCAUUGUGGGAGGACCAUGUGCCUGGACACUGUUGGGGGAUUUAUAGACCUAGUGAUAGACAUUACUUCCUGGUGUGGCAGUGGCCAUGAGGUAUCUCUGGAUUGAGUCUUGUGCCCUGUGGGGCUGAAUCCAAAUGAUCCCCAGGUGGCCCUGGGAGUAUUAGUGGGAGAAAGCUGUCUUGGUGUGAGAUGAAGAAUUGACUAUGGGGAGUAGAGGUCUUCCCAUCUCUAACCCAGAGUUUCCUUGGUUUCCUCAUUACCUUGCCUUAGUGAGGAAGUCAUGCUCUGUUGUGCUGUUGUAUUUUAGCUCUUCACAUUAUAACACAGAAAGCCCACUGUUGCCAGUUCAACUUUUGAAUGACUGAUUUUUCUUGUGCGUCAGAAAAUUUACACAAGGGCAGCCUACGUUGUGAUCUUUCCUCCAGUUGGUUUAUGGAAAAAAAAAAAAACUGGGGAGAAGUGAACUUGGGGACUCUUAGCUAGGGACAGGUUGUUAAAUAUGAAGAGUAAAUUUUUAUAAAUGCCAUCAGUUUUCAAGAGAAAGUAUAACAUUUUUAUAUGUCAGAGUUUGUAAUAAACAGUCAAAAUUUGUAUUGUGGACAAAACAUUUCAAAUAGAAUUGUUAAAUGUGUUAUUGAACAUACAAAAUGUAGUUGAUAUCACAGCGGGAUUCUGUUCUGCUGUAGCCUCUUGAAGACACUGGUGUGCCAGAGACAUUGGUGAUUGUCAUAGCCCAGGGGUGUGGUCCUAGCUUCUGGUGAGUAGACGAUAGAAAGGUGCUAGGAGGUAGAACUCAGGCCCUGUGUAUACAGGAUGUGCAUGUGGGUGCUCUGUGCCAGCAGAUCUCUUUAUGUAAUUGAACCUCCUGGAAAUGGUAUGGAAAAUGUGUACCUUUAGCUUGCACACUGAUUUUCAAUAUCAAGAGCUGCUCUUCAUCUUAGUUUGUUAAACAUAUUAGGUCUAAACUCUAAAGAAUUGUACUAUACUUUCCCCAACACUUCUAGUAUAUGUAAAUUCCUUGACCAUCGUUACUAAACUGUCUCUUUUGUGAAGACUGUUUCAUCUUGAACUUGACUUCUUACAUAGGGUAGCCACAGGCUAAUAGAAACAGGCUUUACAUAGAAACAUGCAAUUCAGGCUCUCAGUUGUUAAUAUUUUAAUCCUCAGUUCAUUUAAAUAGCUCUGAAUAACAGCAUUCACUUCUUUCAGGUCAGUAGAAGGCAGUUACUAGAAUGAAAUAGCCUCUUCACACUCUCUUUCGUGGGGGGUAGUAUUUGAGAUAGGUUCUUGCUGUGUAGUUGAAGGUGACCUUGAUCUCACUAUGUGGCCCAGGCUGACCUUGAACUCACAAUGAUCCUUAUGCCUCUGGCUCCCUUUCUCUUUUGUCCCUGUGUCCUACAUAGGUUGAGUUUGUGUUACCAAGUACAUUGUAGCUGAGGGGUCGCAAAUCCUCUCUAGUGUCUUAGAGGCUGUCGUCAGGGUUAGUAGCUCAGUUGGAGAGCACUGUUCCCCCAAGCUCAUUCAGGUUGCCAGAAUUUCCUUGCAAUGUCUGGCUGAGGGCAAUAACCUCAGAGGCAGGGCACAGGGCUGUUGCUUCCUCAAGGCCAGUGUGGGAUUUCACUCCAGUGUGGUAGGACAGCCUCUGUUUGCAGUGCUCAGGAUCACAGUGGGGUCCUUGCAUAUACUUGUCAGGAGCUACAUCUAUGGUAGGAUUGUCCUAAACCCAUGAUUAAGGAUGAUUAGAGCCACGUCCCAUGUCCCAUCUCCAGAGCACAGAGUCAUGUGAGGGCAUGUCCACCACAUUAGAUAGGAGUCCUUUGGUUUUAGGGGAGUGAGGUUGUAGAUUUUUAGUUUUUGUAGAAGUGACUUGUUAGAGAAUUUGUAACAGUUACUUAUAAAUACUACACACUGUAGAUACAGUGUAGAAUCACUAGCUGUAAGAAAUUGCUCUGAAGAUCACCAUCCUGCAUCCUUCCUGGUCCCUAGUCCCAAAGUUCAGCUCCUUUGAGGUAAUGUCUUGUGUAUGGAUAAAAGUUCUGUGCUGUGGCCUGGCUUUAGAUCUUCGUGUUCUGUGAACUGUUAAGUGUAAAUGUUGCUGAGGUUCAUCUUGGUGUCUCUGGUUGGUUGUAUGAUGAGAUAUGUGUGCUAUCUGUCACAAGAGUAAAUCAGCCAUAAGUCUGAUUGCUGAUUUAGUCCUAGUCCAUUCCGUGUAUCUGCUCAGGCUACCUUGACAAAAUGCCAGUUUCAGUUUUGAAAUCAUUUAUUUUCUCACUGUUCUGUAGGCUGGAUGUGCAAGGUCAAGGGACUUACAGGUUUGUCUCUGGCAAAGUGAUUCUUCCUGAGCUAAAAUAUUAGGACUUCAUCCCAUGAUCUUAUUUGACCUUAAAUACCUUCUAAACAUUAUGUUUGGAGCUGUAUUUCCAAACAUAACUUCCUUGAAAGUUAGGGCUUUCUCAUGUGAAUUUUAGAAAGAAACAUUCCAUGUAUAUCACCCAGUGAUUUGAAAUGUCAUCUUUAUAUAUAGUAAGUUACUAUUUGGAGUGGCUGUGUUUGUCUAUUCAGCAUUUCUUUAUUGUGUUUUCCUAGUCACAGGCCAACUGUGGGACUGUGGGGGCCACUGCAUGACACAUGUUUUGUUCUGAGUGUAGAGUGAGUCUCCUGUGCCUCUGAGAAUACUGUACUCACAGUGCCAGGGCUCUGGCUGGAGCUACCGCACUGCCAGGGUCUGCGUCUAGUAAUGAGGGAGGCUGUGGUACAGUGUCCUGAAGACUAAGGUCCUGACGCCUACAGCAUAAGCCUUUUCCUGAAGUAGACACUGGCAGCAUGCUUUUUCUGUUGUUUCUUUGUUCUGCUUGUUCUGCUUGCAUAGGGGCAGUGGGUUGCUUCUGGUUGCUGUUGGAUCCUGACUUAGCUGAAUUUCUCCUAUGUCUAAUCUUUUGGGUUUCACUGAACAAUCUGUAGAUACUUGUGCACCAAGAAGAUACUAUCUAAAAUUAUAUUUGCCUGAUGUUCCUUUUAAUACAUUGCAGGACAAUUUUUUGUCAUCUCUCCCCCCCCCCCCCCGGCUGACUGCCCCACAUCAAUUCUUAUUUUUAUUUAAAAUCUGUUUACCUCCCAUUCCACACUCACAGUGCCUUCUGCAUCUGGCUGGGCUUUUACAUAACUGAGACCCAAGCAAGAACUCACUGGAGGCGGCACUGUGUUCACUAUGUUCAGGCAGUGAUGGCUGUCACCUCCUCCAGAGAAUUGUUCCAUCCAGGAUCAAGUCCUUGCAGUUUGCACUUCAGGACUCCAGGUGCCUAGGAGUUGUGUUUUGUAUGAGAAAGGGGAAACCUAAGGCUACUGUUCUGUCCCCACACUCCUCAUGAAUGUGCAGGGCAGGGACUGGACACCAGGAUUAUCUGCAGAGAACAGGGACUUGCUCUCACCCUUGUCCACCCAAGUGAACCUGGGGUGCUUAAAAUGUGUAUGGAUGAGUGCUUUCCCUGCCUGGCAUGCUUGAGGUGCACUGCAGACUCAACCACGGCAGAUGCUGCUCUUUUCCAAAUACUUUCUUCCCUUGCUUUUUCCCAAAGGAGUUUUAGAAACGAUUAUAGAAAAAUUUAAGCAUAAAGCCAAAAUAAUGAUGUGAUGAGCCAUCAUACAUCCAAUAUUAAGCCUUGACAGUGACCAGUUUGUGGCCAUUCUCUCUAUUUAAAAAUUUAUAUCCCUUCUCUGCACAAUGGAUGAUUUUCAUACUGAUUCAUUUGGUUGAUAAAUACUUUCAACUGUAAUUUUUAAUGACUUUUUACAAAGCAUAAUCAUGCCACUACCUGCUAAAAAAAAAACCCAAAUUUCCCAUAGAAGUAUGUACUUAUAUACACAUCUGUGAUUAUUCCAGUCAUUUUAUUCAAAUUAGGAUUCAAAUGAAGUGCACACAUUGUGCAUGCUGCUGUGUCUUCAGCAUAUCUUAGUUUAUAGAUUGUCCUUCCAUUUUUUUGUCCAGAAAUGUUUUUCAUUUGAGCCCUUCCCCUAGCACAGUGUCAUAGCAGCUUACUGCUGAGCAUGUCGAACCCACUGUAACAUGAUGCUGGUUGUACAGUUAACAGAGCACACACACUGACAGUUUUUUCCUUUCAGAUAGUCUAAGCAACAAGUUCUGGCAUGAGGUCACUUGCAGUGACCUUCUAGGCCUUGCAGUGCUGUUCCAUGUGACUGUCAUGGAGUUCUAGGCACUUCUUAAUCACAGUUUAUUUUUCUAAACUUUUAGAGAACAUUCCAGAGUAAGGAUCUUCACAGGGAGAGGAUAGGAACAUCUGGACCUCCCUAAUCAGGGGUUACUGUGAUGACUAAUACAAUUAACACUGAGUUACCAACAUGACUUGCUGAAUGAUAGGCACACUGAGAAAGGCAGAUCUGUUUUUGUUGAUGAACUGAGGGAUGGCCAGGGAGGGCACAGCCAACUAGCCAAGGCCCCAGACCCAAAAUAUUUGCUGGGGCAGCAGAAAAGACCCUCACCUCCAGUAGUGGUGUGAGUGUGACUAUAAAAGCACCUCAAGAUCUGAGGAGAAAAGCCAAGAGAUGGCUUACACCACAGUCUGAGACAGAAGCCUUAUUGAACAUCAAGACAACAGGGAGCUCCAUCAGGGAUGCUUUUACCUAACAACUGCAUUAAGCAGGAGGGUAAAGAAACAGUCAACACAUUUGGUAAUGUGUUAUACUUACUACAAACAUUAAGUGAAUCACCAGGAAGGUAUCUGCCAACUUCAAGGUCCUACUGUGUCUGUCAUUUUCACUGAGGUGUAACACUAGAAUUGUCAUGAAUCAAGAAUGACCUGGCCUUCCCCCUUCUUGGGAAAGCAAAAGAGGUUCUGCAAAACGGAUUUUUUUGUGCCUCUUUAUAAUCCAAGCUCUGGGUCACAUCAGAAUCUAGUAAGGGUUUAGUAGAUGGAUGGUACCAGCUGCACUAACAGCUUCUGCUGUCUACAUUCUUUGUGCAGGUCUUUGGAAAUUUUACUGAAUGUUAUCCUGUUUCCUUUACUUUUAACCCCCCCCAUCUCAAUAAACUACUUUUUUUUUUUUAAAUCAGGGAGUUUCUUAAACUGAAAUUAGUACUUUCUGUCUAAACAAUUUAGAUAGUCUGGUAAUAAGUAAAAGUUCUCUUCAAGACAGUGAGUUUCAUGUUAAAUGUUAUUAUUAUAAUAUGAAAACAAACAUUUAACGUGUUGUCUUCAUACUCCAUACCUCCACACCCCUGAUACUUACUAAGUAGCAUGCCCAUGUGGAAUCCAGGCCAUUCUCUCCUCACCCAAGAUCUUGGAUGGAAAGGGUCCCACUAAUCCUCACCAAAAAGACUUUCAUAAAAAGCAUCUAUUCUGUCAAGGCAGAGACAUUUUUUCUUUUUGUCAUAGAGAACAGAUAAACUCAUCCAUAAUUCUUUGCAAAAGUGAGUUAUUUGUAGCUUCUCUUCCACACAUUGCUCAAAAAGCAUAUCACCUUAAACCCUGUGGCAUCAGGCAUUAUAUGUCCAGGGUUGGUCCUCAGGGAGUGGUAGGCUGGUUUCUCUCACACCCUGCUGCUUCUAAGAACUACAACCUCUGACCUCUGCACUCCAUUCCAUUCUGAUAAUACAUCUUCGCCAGUUUAACAGUUACUCUAUUCUGGGCACUUAGAUUGCUUCUGACUUUUCAUUAAUAUUGAUAGUGCUAUAGUCACAAUCCUUCUGACUAAAGCUUUUCUAUUUGAAACAAAAAUUUCAUAAAACAAUAUUUAAGUCUUACCUAAGAGUAAGUAUUCACCAGGAUUUUCAGUUCUACUUGUUCUGGAGCAACCUGGGCCCAAUGUCUGAGAACUACCCCCAAGGUGCCAGCCCCAGGGUACCAUGAGACUAAAGAGAGAGGCAGACUCUGGGAUCACACAGUGCUAGUGGUAGCCCAGUCCUGGGUAGCAGCAGCACCAGAGGUUCCUGCAGCGUGGGUCAAGAGAGACACAUACACUGGUCGGGACAAAAGUGACUUAAUCGAGGCUUGAUGCACCAGGUCAUCAUCAUUGGAGAGUCAGGCUCAUCUCUGGUACUGGGUCUUGAGGUAAAGCCCCACACAUGACUCUAAUGGUUUGGUCCAUUUAGUUUGCUGGGAAACCAUAAAGAUGCACACACCCUACCAUCCAUCCCCUUACUUUGGUUGUGCCCAAACUGGCUGUGGCUUGUAGAGCUUCCUCCCCAAAUUAUUCUUUAGUGUCUUAGCCAUUAGAUUGAUUUUCUACCCCACUAAGAUAUGGCAGCCAUGCAUCUACAUCUGAAAAAUAGGACUGCAGCUGUGCUGCAUCAGCUAUGUUAGUCUGGAAGGAGGUGAAUCAGAAGCCAAUUUGCCCAAGGCAGAGGUUGUAUGAUUUAUUUCACUGUUAUUUUACUUAGGAAAAAAGGAAAGAGGAAGAAAGUACCCUAUGAAAAGAAGUAGCUUUGGCUUACUUGGGAAGAUGGGGGUGCUUCCUUACCUGUGUGUUGCAGCCCUGAUUAGAGACACUGUCAGCUUAGUCUUGUGUUGGCCAUAGGAUGGUCCAUGGAUAAGCACCCUGUGUCUCCCUGGGAAGCCCAUGCGAGGUGCACUUCUUGCCGAGAGCAGGUACUGCUUCCCUGCUUGGGGCCCAAAUGCUUCUGGGAGUGGCCAGAGACUUCUCACAACAACUUCUGAACCACACAGCAGAUGUCCUUGCAGUCCAGCUCUUGUGAAACAUCUGUUCUGGACACUCCAGAUGGCCUUCCACUCCCUGGGAUGGAGAGCGGGUAUCAAGGGCCCUGCACCUCCUCUUACAACUAGGUCGUGGCUCAAAUGACCAUUUUAAAGAUCUAAAUAAAAUAAGACAUUGAGCUUUGA
Molecule: messenger RNA, 9160 nt
Organism: Cavia porcellus (domestic guinea pig)
Lineage: Eukaryota; Metazoa; Chordata; Mammalia; Rodentia; Caviidae
Product: zinc finger protein 73
Exons: 7
Coding region: 301-2085 (594 amino acids)
Biological process (GO): negative regulation of transcription by RNA polymerase II
Molecular function (GO): DNA-binding transcription repressor activity, RNA polymerase II-specific
Source: RefSeq, a predicted model, not a curated record